Molecule: messenger RNA, 1635 nt
Organism: Sesamum indicum (sesame)
Lineage: Eukaryota; Viridiplantae; Streptophyta; Magnoliopsida; Lamiales; Pedaliaceae
Product: CASP-like protein 4A3
Source: RefSeq, a predicted model, not a curated record
CGGCGAUGGAUUCGGGAUCGUCCCAACAGAACUCGCUUCUCCCGGUUGCCGUACCACAUAUGGAAUCCCAGAAAAGGCCACCAUUAUUGCCGUGCUCGUCUCCACACUGGAUAACCUCCUCGUGCAUGUAUGUAUUUUUUGAUUUGCAUUACCAAUAAUUAAUAAACAUAGUAACCCCACAAUCCUUCACUUUUUUAAUCUUUCUUUCCCAAAGUUUCCAAUUCAAAAAAGCUUCCUUCAGAUUUCUUUUCUCCAAUUUUUGGGCCCCUUUUUCCUUUUCUGUUUCCACUCCUUGUUUUCGCAUUUGAUUGCAAUAUCAAGAACGCAGCAUAAGUGUUUGAGUUUUUGAUUCGAGAAUUUGAUGGAAAAUCAAGACCCCAGUGAUCGUAGUAAGAAAACGCUGCGAAGAAGCAGCAACAGUCAUAUAUCUAUGUCGGACACGGAGUCAACCACCAGUCAGGUUGAUUCUUGGCACUCCCCUCUUCGAUCAGACUCGCCACUCCGGUCAGACGACCCUUCUUUUCAGCAGGGAAAUGAUAAUUUCGGUAAUAAAAGUAACAAAUCACUUGUCUCGGUUGAUAAGUACUACUCUCCUUCGCCGUCUCCCGGAAAACCCAAUUUCCAGGCGAGUUCUCCGGGCGCCGGAGUAAAGGGGUGGCGCCCCUGGCCCCAUUCGGAGAAGCCCAGUUCCCGGGGAGCUGAUUUACCAGCUAGUCCGACUGCCGGAGGGAAGGGUGGUCGGAGAGAGAAGCCCGUCUCCCAGAAUCAUGUGAAGGGGACUUCUCCGGUGGUAUUGGGGCUUGACAGGUUGGUGCGGGAGGAGCCUCCGCCUGGGGUGAAAAAGGUGGGGCCGGUUGGCAGCCGCCGUGGUGCUGGAUUGGAGGAGGGGUACGGUGGUGGAGAGGAGGAUGAGGUGGGCGGAGAGAGGCGGUCGAGGGCGGCGGUGGCAAAUAUAUUGAGGAGGUCGGAGAGGAGCAUGGCAGUAAGGAAGGCGGCGUUGGUUUUUAGAGUAUUUGAGGCAAUCGCGUGUUUGGUAUCGUUUUCAGUCAUGGCUGCGAAUAAGACACAAGGUUGGAGUGGCGAUUCUUUUGAUCGAUACAAGGAGUACAGAUAUUGUCUAGCUGUAAAUGUUAUCGGAUUUGUAUAUUCUGGUUUUCAAGCAUACGAUCUGGCUUAUUAUUUGGGCACGGGGAAGCAUGUUUUCUCGCACCAUCUACAUUACCAUUUUGCUUUCUCAAUGGAUCAGAUUAUUGCUUAUCUCCUAAUAUCAGCAUCAUCGUCAGCUGCUACUAGGGUCAUGGAUUGGAUUCUUAACUGGGGCAAAGACGAGUUCACCUUGAUGGCCAGUGCAUCAAUCGCCAUGUCGUUCUUGGCUUUCAUCGCCUUCGCCUUUAGCUCUGUCAUAUCUGGUUACGACCUCUGCAACCGGGAAUCUUGACCCCUCUCCCAGUUUAUAUUUUAUUUCUCGUUUUUUCGUGAUUUUCGAAAGUGCCGAUGGAUCAUUAGUUGCCCAGAAUAUGGAAGGUGUACAUAGAUAGGUGAGUAAGAGUCUAUUUAGCAUUGGGGCGAAAUUUGUUGACAUUGGUAUUGUUUUGAUGAUAUGAAUGAUUCAUCUGUGCUCAGAUGUAUGUUGAA